Octopus bimaculoides (California two-spot octopus) is the source of this 5155-nucleotide messenger RNA. Its product is annotated as stromelysin-1. Gene Ontology annotation, cellular component: extracellular matrix. Lineage: Eukaryota; Metazoa; Mollusca; Cephalopoda; Octopoda; Octopodidae. Gene Ontology annotation, biological process: proteolysis; collagen catabolic process; extracellular matrix organization. The record is from RefSeq and is a predicted model, not a curated record. Gene Ontology annotation, molecular function: zinc ion binding; metalloendopeptidase activity.
AUGGAACCUAAAGCUACAAUGUUCAAUGUCUGGACAAUGAUUGGUAAAAACGGACCAAAUGAUGAGAUUAAAAUAGUUAAUUCUCCACAAAGUUGGCAUUCACGUUUUUAUCGUCUUCACCAUCAUGAUCAUAAUUAUCAUCUACCUCUUCAUCCUCCUCGUCUUUUUCAUCCUCCUCAUCAUUGUCAUUUACAUAUCACCAACAAACAUUUGUAUCUUUCAGGUCAUCAUAGAGUUCUCUUUGACGACCAGAUGCUGCAAGAAUCGGACAUUGGUAAGCUUGAUUCUGAAGACAGAAUCCUAGUAAGUAGAGAUAGCGGUGUCAUUGUAAAUGGUACGGGUCCGGCUCUGACCAUUGCUUCCGAGGUGUGGGAUACGCAUGAAGAGAGCUGGAAUACUUUAUCUAAAUUUGAUGGCUAUUGCAACAGAAGCCACAUGAACAGCGGCAAAGGCGACCGAGACGUCGCUGACGGUGACCCAACUCACUCCUUGACACUUAUAAAAGCAGACGAUAAUAUUAAGAGAAAUACCACCACCACCACCAUGACCACGGCUGCAAAUAAUAAUAAUAAUAAUAAUAAUAAUAAUAAUAAUAAUAAUAAUAAUAAUAGCAGCAGCAGCAGAACAGAAAAAGCGCGCUGUCGGAGACAAAUGUUGAAAAGGGAAACGUUAGGUGACGAUCAAAGUUGCAUUGAGUUUAGUGGAAAUGUGUUGUUUGUGAAGUUUAAACGGGUAGAUGAAACAAAGGGUGGAAUAGAAGAGAUAAAAGAAGCGCUGGCAGAACUAAAAUGGAAGAGACAAAGAAAGGGAAUGGUCGAAGAAUUUACUAUACAAAGUGGAAUCUCCAGGGAAGAAUACAGGAGGAGCAAAUGGCUGCCAGUGAAAAGUGACCAAACUCGAAGAGAAAUGCUGACAUCAUCAAAAGUGAGAAGAUCCCAGUGUUCAGGAUGGCAGCCAGAGACGGCAGCCACACCAGCGCCACCCCUGGCACAACCAUCUUUGCCAUUAUAUUCCUCAGCCUCCUCCUGCCUCUGGCAACCAGAAUUAGGAAGUCUCGCAGUGAGGCUAGUAAUUAAAACCUUCUACUGCUCCUUUCCCCACCAAAGCAAAAAGCUGGCUCCACCACCACCACCACCACUUUAUAUUAUUAUUACUACUACUACUACUACUACUAACGGUCUCUGCUGCAGUGAUCGAGGUUAUGACUACCACCACCAUUAUUCAUGCUAUUAUUAUUACUUCGACAGAUACAAACAAACGAUACAAACUGCUGAAGAGGAGUCGGAUAUAAAACAUUUGUUAAUACGUUUCAAGUCAGCUGUAGUGUUGGCAACAACAACAAUUGUGGUGGUGGGGGCGGCGAUGGUAAUAGUAGUAGUAGUAGUGGCAGUCGUAACAACGCUGAACUCCAGUGGUAAUCCAUCUGGCGUUACCCGUUCUCUGAUUCCUUGUAGCCACAGCAUCACUUCUGACAGAAACCCUGUUAUUACCUCCCCCUCCUCUCCUUCUCUAAGAAAGGUAACAACUUUGGAUGGCAGAUGCCAAGUGGAAACGAAACCACGACCCGACCGACUCCACCGAAACACCACUCGACCUCCUCGCCUCCCCUUCACAAUCGGCUGCUAUUGUGACCAAGCCUGUUUAGACAACAUCAAUGGAGGUGCAGCCGCGCUGCCUGCCAACAACUGUGACGACAACCUCUUCCCCGCACAUGACCACCACCACCACCACCACCACGAUGACGCUGACGAUGAUGCUGACGACGCUGAUGAUGAUGAUGAUGGCACAUCUGGGGAUGGUUUUAAUAACACUUUAACACAAACAACUAAUUUCAUAGCCGAGCCUAACACUACAGCCACCACUGAACUUACUACUACUACUACUACUGUAGCUACUGCUGCUACUAGAACGAAACAAACAAAAACAAGGAACUGCAACAACAUCAACAUCAAUAACGGCAGCAGCAGCAGCAGUAUCAAAAGAUGCGAUAGAAAACGCGUUGACGACGAGAAGACAAACGAGAGCGGCGAUAAAAGUAAAUUAGACGACAGAGAUAACAACAGAGUCUGUGAUUGUCGACUGAACAACAACAACAACAAGAACACCAACAGCAACAACAGCAGCAAAGACUGUGUAGCAAGAAGCGAGUUUCGGAUGGAGAAAGAAGCGAGCGAAACGGUGAUGUUCUCCAGUGAUACAAACACCGACUCGGACUGCUACAAUAACAACAUCACCAUUAACAACAACAGCAAUAACAAAAUUAGAGACGAGAAAGUAGCAGCCAUGACGAGAAGGCGAGAGUUAGAAGACUGUGAAGCGGAUUUCACCAACAGCGCCACCUCUUGGUCGAUGACGGCGGCGGCGGCAACCAACACGAACAACAAAAACAACAACAUUAGUAGAAACAAUAAGGUGGAAGUAUAUGAUGAUGAUGAUGAUGAUGAUGAUGAUUGUGGUGGUGAUGUGAGUGAGGAUUGUCGGUCAGCCCCUCCAACGGCCUCCCCUACUGACAGCUGUUCUUCCCUGCUACUAUUACCACCUCCGCCAACUGACGCCGCCGCCGCCGCCGCCGCCACUGCUGUUUCUCUUCCUCAUCUUACUUUGACUCCAUCAACUACAAACAGCAACAGCAGCAGGUUCGGCUCAGCCGCCGCUCCACAGUUCUUGACUUCGGCAAAACUGUCAGAAAGGGAAGCCAUCAACAUGUCGACAAGCAGAGACGGCCAGUGUUGGACCCAGCUGUCUCCUUCUACUGUUUACACCUUUAUUUACUGGUCGCCCCUCAACAAGUCCUACACCAACAAAGAGCCAUUGCUGCUACCUCCAUCUCCUUCGUCUAAUUCUUCAUCAUCUUCAUCAUCAAUAUCAUUACCAUCAACAUUCUCAUCAUCAACAACAGCAUCAUCAUCAUCAUCACCUUCAGUAACAACAUCAGUAACACCAUCAGAAUUAUCACCCCUACCACCACCACCACCACCACCACCACUACCAUCAUCAUCAUCAGUAUCCUCAUCACCACUACCCCCACCUCCUGUAGUAGAAGCAAUGGUAUCCCCCACAGGCACAGCUCCGUCAGACUUACCAAAAUCUCCGUCGUUUCCAGUCGCCAACACAACAGUGCCGCGGAUUCAAUGUUCCAAACCGACCCCGAUGUUAACACUCAACCGGCUUUCCAAUACGACAGCGUCCAGUUUUAAUUACCAUGGAAGCGGGUUCGGUUCCUGGACGAAAUACCUUUUCUUCAUGCUGCUGGUCGUUGUACAAUUACUCUCCCAGCCAGUGGACUCGGCCCAGCCGCGAACUCAAAGGAGUGCUGGGACGAAUAUACAGAAAAAAGGAAUGAAAUAUUUGAUGGAGUUCGGCUACGUUAAUGGCCCAAGUUUAGAGAUGGAAAAUUUGAUGAGCGAAGAGGCUCAGGUGAAAGCAAUCCGUAGAUUCCAGGCUUUUGCCAAUUUACCCCUCACAGGACGUCUUGACCAUCGGACAAUAGAAUGGAUGGAAAAACCUCGAUGUGGAAAUAAAGAUACUUUACCGGAGGAUACGUGGGGAAAUGAGAGAAAGAAACGAUACGUUAUAUCUGGAUCCCAAUGGGAGAAAACGAACCUGACGUUCAGGUUCCUAAACUACAGUCCCGAUGUGAAGUUUACCAAAAUCCGGACAGUGAUAUACGAAGCUUUCCGCGUCUGGAGUCAGGUGACUCACCUCACUUUUACCGAGAUUAUGUUUGGAUCAGCCAAGAAGGACGCCGACAUCCGGAUUAUGUUUGCGCAAAAAUUCCAUCACGAUGGAUAUCCAUUCGAUGGACCAGGCAAUAUUCUGGCUCACGCAUUCUUCCCGGGUGAAAACAAAGGAGGAGACGCACAUUUUGAUGAUGACGAGAAUUGGACAGUCGAUUCUGAUGAAGGAGUCAACCUGUUUAUGGUAGCAGCUCAUGAGUUUGGUCAUGCUUUGGGUUUGUCCCACAGCAAGACCCCAGGAUCACUGAUGUAUCCAUGGUAUGCCGGAAAACAGUCAAAAUAUUACACCCUCCCAAAAGAUGAUGUUGAGGGCAUCCAGAAACUUUAUGGUGUUAAAAACAGUAAUAACACACCUGUGAUAGUUUUAGUCCCUAACCAUGAAGGAUCUAAAGAAGAUAAAGAUGAGAAAAAGGAGGAAGAGGAAGAUGAAAAUAAAGAUGAAGGCUUCGUUGAUAAUUGCACCCACAAAUUCGACGCUAUUACCAGAAUUAGAGGUGAUGUUUACAUCUUCAAAGGAAAGUAUUUCUGGCGUUGGGAGUCUGGAGGCAUGAAAGACAGUUCUCCGAUACUAAUAACACAGUUUUGGUACAACUACCCAGAAGAUAGUGUUGAUGCUGUCUUUGAACGGAAGAAAGGUUCCAAAAUUAUGUUCUUCAAAGGUAACAAGUACUGGUUGUAUGAUGCCAAUCAUAUGGAGAAAGCUUGGCCCAUUGAAGGCCGACCCUUAACAGAGCUUGGUCUGCCAGCAGACCUGAAGAAAAUCGAUGCAGCUUUCACCUGGAGCUACAACAAACGUACUUACCUGGUCAGUGACGAUAUGUACUGGAAGUUUGACGAGAACGAAAAUUAUGUUGUCUAUGACUACCCACGAGAUAUGAAAAUUUGGCAAGGAGUCCCAACACCACUUGAUGCAGCUUUCCAGUUUAAUGAUGGAAAGACAUAUUUCAUAAAAGGCAAACAUUAUUGGGAAUUCUUAGACAGUCAGAUGCGUGUGAAGACAAAACUACCAACUGGCAAUAUUUCCGAACGUUGGAUGCAAUGCAAGACACCACCAAAGAACAUAGGACUUCCAAAAUCCAGCCACGGAGUCCCCACUCCUUCAAAGGGUUUCUCUGCCCUCUCUCUAAUGGCACUACCAAACCUAGUGCUCCUUUCUCUCCUCACCUCAUACUUAUAGCUCCCAUCUCUGCUGUCUUUACUAUCAAAUCACGCUAUUGUUGUUCUUGGCAUUCUUGUUGUUGUUGUUGUUGCGACCAGUUUUACAAUCUUUCGCAUACUCUUUUCGCAUUUUAUCUCAAAAAAAAAAAAAAUAUUAUUAAUUCAAAAACAACAAUUAUUCCCUGCCAAGAAUUUCAUUUUGCUUCUAUUUUCUUUUUUUUUUUUUGCAUCUCAAUGGAUUAAAGAGGAAUUUAGCUUUC